CCCUGGUGCAGGAUUUGACCCGCUCUUUGAUGGAGAAAAUGUGGGUGUGAACUGUGCCCCGGAUUCCCUAUAUAACAUGACCUGUCAUGGUUCCCAGGCAUCUGGUCGUGUGUCUUUCUACUCCUCCACUUUGUGAUCAGCAUCUCCACUCCACCUAGGAGAUCCCACAUAGACGCGAUACUUGUGAUCAGUCGUCAUCAUGUCUCGUCGAAAGCCCGACAUCGAGGCGACCGAGCCCAACUUCUCAUCAUCGGGUAGUGACAAGUCCGACUUUGGUGCCGGGCAGCAUCAUGAACAUGCCGGCGCUGCUCCGCAGCGAAAGGCUUCGGUCGCCGCAAAGCUCAGGAACCCCUUAUCCGGUUAUAGCGAGGAACAUGUCCUAGCCGAUGUUGACGCAUGGUGUGUUCAGAAGGGCCUGCAGGAGUACCAGGAGGAGUUCCGUAAGGGCGCCCUCAUUGCUCGUGUAGGUCAACGAGACGAUGGUUUUGAAUAUGUCAAUCAACUGUCCACGGAAGAGAAAGACUGGCUGCGACACGAGGUUAGCCAUCGGUGGUCUCAACCUAAGAUGCUGUAUUUCUUGGUUGUGCUCUGCGCUGGCUCUGCGAUCGUGCAAGGAAUGGACCAAACGGCUGUUAACGGUGCUCAAGGAUUCUACUUCAGAGAAUUCGGAAUCGGACAAGACCAGGUGUGGCUUCGAGGUUUGCUUAACGGGGCUCCUUACCUUUGCUCUUGUCUCAUCGGAUGCUGGUCCAACGCACCCCUGAACAAGUUCUUUGGCCGCCGUGGAACCAUCUUCAUCUCUUGCAUCAUCUCUUUCAUCACCGGUAUCUGGAUGGCGGCCGCUGACAGCUGGCCCAAUCUCCUCGUCGCGCGUUUCAUGCUCGGGUUUGCUGUCGGUGCAAAGUCCUCGACUACGCCCGUUUACGCCGCCGAGUCUGCGCCAAAGACCAUUCGUGGAGCCCUUACCAUGAUGUGGCAAAUGUGGACCGCUUUCGGAAUUAUGCUGGGUUUCAUCGUCUCCGUCGCAUUUCAGAAUGUUACAAUCAUUGGCGGCGAGAAUUCGCCAUGGAGGUGGAUGCUGGCCUCCACCAGUAUUCCCCCGAUGAUUGUCUGCGUCCAAGUAUACUUUUGCCCUGAAUCGCCGCGCUGGUACAUGGAGAAAGGCAAAUACGACAAGGCGUUCAACUCACUUUGUCGACUACGCGCGCACAAGAUCCAAGCUGCACGCGAUAUGUACUACGCGUAUAAGCUUCUUGAGAUCGAAAACGCGGAACGCGAGGGCCGAAACCCACUCAAGGAAUUCUUCAUCGUCCGCCGCAACCGUCGCGCCGCACAGAGCGCCUUCUUCGUCAUGUUCAUGCAGCAAUUCUGUGGAGUCAACGUCAUCGCAUACUACAGUACAUCCAUCUUCGAACAAGCCGGUUUUUCCGAGACCAACGCCUUGCUCGUAUCCAUGGGCACCGGCAUAACGAACUUCCUCUUCGCGAUCCCAGCUAUCUACACCAUCGAUACAUUCGGUCGAAGGAAUCUUUUGCUUACGACCUUCCCUCUUAUGGGUCUGUGUCUUCUUUGGUGCGGAUUAUCCUUCUACCUACCAGAGAAUCCCGAUGGCACGCCAUCCCAGCAACGUCUUGGAUCCAUCGCCGCCGCAAUCUACGUCUUCAUGGCCGUCUACUCCCCCGGUGAAGGCCCCGUGCCCUUCACCUACUCCGCAGAAGCAUUUCCACUCCACCUCCGCGACGUCGGCAUGUCCUUCGCUACAGCCACCUGCUGGGGCUUCAACUUCAUCCUCUCCCUCACGUGGCCGGCCCUUGAGGCCGCUUUCACACCAACCGGCGCGUUCUGUUGGUACGCAGCUUGGAACUUCUUCGGUUUCAUCUACGCCUACUUCCUCUUGCCUGAGACCAAGGCACUCACGCUCGAAGAAUUGGACACGGUCUUUGAUGUUGGUAACCGCCAGUUCGCGGCUUACUACACGAAGAAGUUGCCGUGGUACCUGAAGAAGCGUGUUUUGCGUCAGGAUGUCGCGCCCAUGGAGCCGCUGUUUGAUCUUCAUGAGCAGGGUGGGCAUGUGGAUUACGUUGAUGAGCCUGUUGGUGGGGGAGGAGGGGCUGGUGCUCUGGAGGAUACGAAAAUUGUUGAGAAGGAUGAGGUGAUGAGGACGUGAGCGUCUUCUUAAUGUGAGCACGCCAAGUUGUUGCGUUCCGCACCUUCGCGCAUUGCCGUCGUUGUCGUGCGACAGUGUGAGUUUUGGUUGCCUUUUGAUGAGCCUGCUUUUACGCUCAUUCGCGAGUUCGUUAUACCCGUGUUGAUUAUAGUAUCAACAAGAAGAAUGAGAUAUUCUUGUUUGCUUUGACUGAACAAUUGCCUCUCUCACUGGAAGGUUUCAGCUCGCGGUUUCGAAUGCAUUAGAACAUACGUGAGUGAUCGACAGGGUAUUUGCGUGUCGGCGAAAGACGUGGAGAAUCUGCUUGGUGAGGGCAUUGCUGUUUGGGGUUUGCGGGGCGCUGAGGCUGGGUUGAGGACGCACGGCGUCGAGAGAGUAUGGUUUGCCUAAAUGUGUCAACUGUUGAGGGGUUGUUGUGUGAUAAUGCAAAGACAAGCCC
Messenger RNA from Alternaria rosae, 2606 nucleotides. Its product is annotated as plastidic glucose transporter 4. Gene Ontology annotation, molecular function: myo-inositol:proton symporter activity. Gene Ontology annotation, biological process: transmembrane transport. The record is from RefSeq and is a predicted model, not a curated record. Bases 200 to 2167 code for a protein of 655 amino acids. The transcript has 6 exons. Lineage: Eukaryota; Fungi; Ascomycota; Dothideomycetes; Pleosporales; Pleosporaceae. Gene Ontology annotation, cellular component: membrane.